AUGCGAGCGACUCUUGUACAGAAGACGGGAGAGCGCCGCUCGUGCAGAGAGAGGAAUGGCCCUAAGACGCUGGCGGAAGCCCGUGAACGCCAGCUGCGCGCAAAAGCCAUCCAGGGGCUCACUCUCCCGGUGCUGCCUUGGAUUUGUUUUCUCUGCCUGCUGGCGACACCCUUGGCCCUUGCGCAGUUCAUAACGACAAGACUACGCGAGAAGCAGAAGAAAAGCCUUGCGCUGUCGCGGCAGCUACAGCGGCACUUUUCUUUUCCGCCUCUGCUCUUUGUUUCAUUUGGAGAGAUUAAGCAGCUGGUCGAACAACCAACUGAAGCCCUGCUCCUCUUGACAGAUGCUGCACGCUUCGGGGCCCAUACAACGGCGUGUCUCUUUGUUGAGCUGGCUAAGAGACUCAGAUCGCACGGCAUCGAACUGCCGAUUGCGAUAUGCGACUUGCAGGAGGGUUCUUCUUCCUGCGAUUGCGUAGAAGGGCCUCCUCCAAAGGAAACUCGAGAUCCAGUCUCCCCCACAGAGCCCCCUGGGGGCCGCGCCUCAGCCCAAGAGCGUUUGUUUCCUGCUGCAGCCUCCCCACAUGUCUGGCUGCUGCUUCCAGAUGGCUUGGACGGGGAACCAGCGGCACAGUUGGUUGAAAGCGUACAGGGGGAGAAGAUGCUGCAGAUGCUCUUAGAGGGCAAGGCUGCACAGGCCCUCGUCAAGGUAUUAGGCGCCGUCCGGCAUGCAGCAGCAGAGCUCACAGAAGAAGCCAAGGAGGUGGACGCUCUGGCAACUGAGCUUUUGCGCUGCGAAUUCGCCGAAGCAUUUGUCGACCCCUUCGCUCACAAUCCCCAGGGAGCCUCGUCAAGAGGGCCUGACCAACCUGAAGUGGAAGACUCGUGCGAAAAAUCUCAUGGGGCCCACAAAACGCUUAAGGCCAUGGGACUGACCGCCGCACUCUCUGCCUGCAGAAAGAGAAGGCGGCAGAAGUACCCAUCCGUUAUUGUCUAA
Cyclospora cayetanensis is the source of this 996-nucleotide messenger RNA. RefSeq lists its product as uncharacterized. The record is from RefSeq and is a predicted model, not a curated record. Lineage: Eukaryota; Apicomplexa; Conoidasida; Eucoccidiorida; Eimeriidae. The transcript has 6 exons. Bases 1 to 996 code for a protein of 331 amino acids.